AAUAACUUGUCGAGAGAGAAAGAGGCAAUUUAAUUGCUACGGCCUGCAUUUAAUUUAUUAAUUUUUGUUUCCAUAUACAAGUCCUUUCACAAUGGCCGAGGCUGCUGCUGUUGAGAACCCGGACCAGCUCAUCACCUCGACGGACCCUGAGCACCCUGCCAACCUCAUCCCUUCGCUGUGCGCCAAGUUUUGGACGUUGGGAUGGGUUACUGGCACGGGGGGAGGAUGUUCGAUUAGAGACGACAACCUCGUCUACCUCGCCCCCUCGGGCGUCCAAAAAGAACUCAUGAAACCAACCGACAUCUACGUCCUCUCCCUCAAAGACCAGGAUCCCGCCCACAGGCAGCAACGCACCUAUCUCCGCUCCCCUCCCACCUACAAGCCCUCGCAGUGCACGCCCCUCUUCCUCGCCGCCUUCACCCGCCGCGGCGCCGGCUGCUGCAUCCACACGCACUCCCACUGGGCCGUGCUCGUCACGCUGCUGCUCGAGGCAAAGGGCAACAGCCGCGUCUUUGAGAUUAACAACAUUGAGCAGAUCAAGGGCUUUGGGAAAGGCUUCGGCAAGGUGGGCAACCUGGGGUACCAUGACACGCUGAGGAUUCCGGUCAUUGAGAACACGCCGCACGAGGAGGACUUGACCGAGUAUCUGGAGGCGGCGAUGGAGGCCUAUCCGGAUACGUAUGCUGUGCUGGUGAGGAGGCAUGGCGUGUACGUGUGGGGGGAUAAUGUGCACAAGGCGAAGACGCAGUGCGAGAGUCUGGACUAUCUCUUCCAGCUGGCCGUUGAGAUGCACCAGCUUGGCCUGCCUUGGAUCAGCAACGUUGCCCAGAUUGCUCCCCAGAGGUCCUAAGACGAUGUAGGGUUAAAGAAAGAAAACAAAUAGAGAAACGGAGAAACAUCAACUUGAGAAUUGGAUUUAGAUUGGAGUUAAAAAGGGUGUAGGACCCAUCCCAUCUUUUAACAAGUUGGGAUAAAGUCAUGAAUAUUAAGUCUUUAUAUAUAACCCUCGCGUUGUGCAUAUUUUUAUUCUUAUAGCUCGUCUCUCGGUCGUAUAUCUUCCACAACCACCUCUGCAGAUUCCCCUCCUCGCAAAUCAUCAACAUCUUCAACGUCUCCAGGUAUCGCCCCCAACUCAUCAGCCUCAUUUACCGCAUCCACAAUCUUUCCAACUCUCUCAACCAUAGACUCCCCAUCAUCAUCCCUCUCCUCCUCCGCUACCUUUGGUUCCCGUCCCACCUUUGCAGUAGGCAAGCUCUCAUCCGGAAUUCCAUCCACCCGAAUCUCCCCAUCAAUCACCACCCCAGCCUUUCCAGACUGCCCAGGCUCCCGACUACCGCUCUGCAUCACCGCUCUUCCAGCCGUUGACCCAACCCCAAAGACAACCCGCAGCGGCAACCACAGAAGCCACCACAACGGCCCAUACAGGAUCCUCCUAAACACAAGCCACGCACCCGUCACCAUCAGCAUGUACAGCGCCGUCUGCAAAUACCACGUAUCGCUCUUCUGAGAUUUAAGCAGCGUGCCCAGCAGAUCCCUCGAACUGGCCAGCAUGCCAUCCAGCGAAGUAUACGACUCAUCCAGCUUCUUCAACGCCGCCGAAGACUCCGUCAGCGUCUGCCGCG
Trichoderma atroviride IMI 206040 is the source of this 1622-nucleotide messenger RNA. RefSeq lists its product as uncharacterized. Lineage: Eukaryota; Fungi; Ascomycota; Sordariomycetes; Hypocreales; Hypocreaceae. Gene Ontology annotation, molecular function: methylthioribulose 1-phosphate dehydratase activity; metal ion binding. Gene Ontology annotation, cellular component: cytoplasm. The record is from RefSeq and is a predicted model, not a curated record.